This is a messenger RNA of Sphenostylis stenocarpa, 249 nucleotides long. NCBI's taxonomy places the organism in Eukaryota, Viridiplantae, Streptophyta, Magnoliopsida, Fabales, Fabaceae. The record is from the annotation of a GenBank genome assembly.
AUGCCUUGUCUCUCAUUUGAAAAUGAAGCGUCUUCAAAAGCGGUGGAUGCACCAAAGGGCUAUAUUUCGGUAUACGUGGGAGAGAAAAUGAAGCGAUUUGUGAUCUCACUGUCGUACUUGAACCAACCUUCAUUCCAAGACUUGUUAAGUCAGGUGGAGGAAGAGUUUGGAUAUGAUCAUCCCAUGGGUGGCCUCACAAUUCCUUGCAGCGAAGAUGUCUUCCAACGCAUAACUUCUUGCUUGAAUUGA